Molecule: messenger RNA, 1074 nt
Organism: Trypanosoma rangeli
Lineage: Eukaryota; Euglenozoa; Kinetoplastea; Trypanosomatida; Trypanosomatidae
Exons: 1
Coding region: 1-1074 (357 amino acids)
Biological process (GO): peroxisome organization
Cellular component (GO): peroxisomal membrane
Source: RefSeq, a predicted model, not a curated record
AUGGCGUCAACUUUGUUUCAGCAGUACGUCUCGUGGGUUCGCGAGAACAAGGAGAAUGCGCUGAGUCUGGAGCGGUUCACACAGAUAGCUGCCAGGAUUGCCACCGACCCACGCAACCUUGUCACCGCUGAGCUCUCGUGGACGCUGAUCAAGCUUCACUCACUCACGAAUAGGGUGAUCCUCUCGACGGCAGGUCGACGCGUGGGACGCACCGAGCAAGCCAGUGUCAUUCUCAGGACAGUGUCGGAGGUUGAGUGUCUACUGGAGCUGGGACUGCGCCGCUUCUGCGGUCAUGGGACGGCGUGGAAUGUGUUGUUGGUUCUUGAAGCAUUUAAGUGCAUGCUUAAUGUGUUUGUGCACCAGCAGCUGUUCAUUGUGCCGUGGAUAUGGCCCGCUGUGCGCCGGCGGCUGCGACUGAUAUUGCAGCAAUUCCUCAUGCUUCCGGAACACGUCAAGCAGGCAUCCUCGGCGGUGAUGGAGAAGUUAGAUGCUACAUUCUGCGGUCAUGUCCCAUUGGCGCCGAUGCAGGCAAGCACGCCUGAACACGCAGACACACGACUCGUCAUUCCUCGUGUUGCGGUACGACGGAUGCAUCACCGGACCGCAGCGGAGGCCGGCGAAAAAGAGCUGGUUGCGGGAGCCAGUGAAGGCUUUCCGUGUACGGCGAUUGACUUACUGGGGCUUUUGGUGGACCUUGUUCUGGUGCUUCGGCCGUUGCUGUUGUUGUUCUGCGCUAAGCGCGUGUUUCCAGCUGGCGCGGCGGGCAUUGCUGCACUACCCUUCCCAUCGAAGGCGCAUGGCGACGGGCGCGACAAGCAGAAGGACGCGGACUACCGCGACGAGCUGCUCCUGGUACAGGCGGCAGUGAAUGACGGGGUGUCCAGGUCGCUGCUCUCCAGCUGGGGAGUAGGGCUGUCGUUCUUUGGCCUGGACGCCGCGCUUGCCCUGCUUUCGCGGUACAUCCGGCGCCACCGUGUGCCGGUGGUGUACAUCAACAACACCGAGGCUUGUACCGAGGCGAAGGACGGUGAGGUCUCCUCGUGUGGCGACGAUGCCGGCAUCCCCCCGUGUUAG